Messenger RNA from Paramecium tetraurelia, 1822 nucleotides. RefSeq lists its product as uncharacterized. NCBI's taxonomy places the organism in Eukaryota, Ciliophora, Oligohymenophorea, Peniculida, Parameciidae. The transcript is spliced from 5 exons. Gene Ontology annotation, molecular function: mRNA binding. Gene Ontology annotation, cellular component: cytoplasm. Gene Ontology annotation, biological process: post-transcriptional regulation of gene expression. The record is from RefSeq and is a predicted model, not a curated record.
AUGGCUAAUCCUCACAUACCUGUUGAGUUCAAUAAAGAUGAUGAUGAAUUGAAAUGUCAUCCUUCCCAAAGUGGUUCCACUGCCACUCCUACCCUCUUUGAGAAUUCAAAUAAUUCUAAAGUGUUCUGUGCAUAGUUUUUUGAAGACCAACUGCAUCAAGAUGAUGAUGAGUUCGAUGAACUCAACCAGUAAUUAAACUAAGUGUUACUUAACGAUUCAUUCAAGCCCUCACUUACCUAGGCUUUUACAGCUGACAUGUCAUCAUAUCUUAGUCAUGAGAAGCUGACCAAAAAUUCUAGAAAGAUGUAAUUAGAAUAUUAGAAUGCCACUUUGAGGGAGAAAGAAUUUGUAUUCAACACUUAUAUAAAAAAUGACAUUGAAAACUUUAGUCUUGAUAAGUACAAACAUUACAUCCUUGAAAAAAUCAUUGAAGUUGGUCCCCCAUCCCACAAAAAUCUUAUAUUAGAUCGAAUCUAUAAUCAAAUACAUAAACUCAUCAAAGAUCUCUAUGCAUGCAAGGUUAUGCAAAAGGGUUUGGAAAUCAUGACAUGCAAUCCCAAAGACUCCCAAGAAUAACUGGAGAAUUAUCUUUACUUUAUACAUUAGGACAACGCAUAAAUGAAGAAAAUCUACGUUGACAAAAUUGCUAAUCAAAUUAUUUAAAAGAGUUUGGAAAUCUUGGAAGGAAACAAUCUAUUGAAACUGCUCUAAAUCCUAUCGAAAUAUGUAAAAAUGGAAUAAUAUUCUUAGAUUCUCAAUAAUAACAAAGAAAAGUUCGAAUUAUCAACAGAUCAAUAUGGAUGUCUGAUUGUCAAUAAGAUAAUUGACAUCUAUCCAAAAUAGUUUGAUAUCUAAACCAAAACCAUUUGUAACGAUAUUAUAGUCAGAGCUAUCGAAAAUUGUUCUUGUCUAACAAGAAGAUAGUAUGCUAACUAUAUUAUUUAAUAAAUAUUGGAGAAAGGACAAGAAGUCCAUAAAAGAUUGCUAAUGGAUCAAUAUCUCAUUAAAGACUUCAUCUCAAUGUCUAUGGAUAAAUAUGGUAGUAAUGUAGCAGAAAAGGCUAUCAUCUAUGCUGGACCACAGUGGAGAUUGAAAUUAUGGGAAGAAGAAGUCUCUAUUUCUGAGAGUUCAUUUAAGAAAUUGAUUAAUGAUCAAUUUGCCAAUUAUCCAGUAUAGAGACUAUUCGAAUAUUUGGAACAAUAAUAAAGAAACGAAUUUAUUGCUUUGCUGAAUAAAUUACAUGAGAACAAUCAACUCAACAAUCAUGGAUAAAUUGUUAUGAAGUUUGCUUUAGCCAAUUAUUCUGUUAAAAGAUAUACUCAAAAGAUUGUCUAGUCAGAGUUAAACAAAUAAAGCAAGAAUUAAGAUAAAAAUAAUAAUACUAACAAUAAGCAGUAGAAAAAUCAGAAGUAACAAUAAAAUCAAUAAAUUCCUCAAUAUUAAUAUUAAUAGUAAUAAUAGUAGUAAUAAUAUCAACAAUAUCAAUAAUAUAAUCAAUAAUAGAUGCAAUAGAUGCUCUUAAAAUAAUAACAACAAUUUAAAUCAUUUGAUCAAUAAUCAUAUCAAGCUGCUGUUAUGCAACAAAUGCUAUUCUUCUAACAACAAUAAUAACAUUUAUUAGCUUAAAUGCCAUAAUUUUAUAAUUAGGAUGCAAAUUAUAUGCCCUAUCCAAUUAUGUCAUAAGAAUAAUAAAUGAUGAUGUUAAGAUGGAUUCAACAGUAGCAACAACUUUGCAAUUCAAAUAUUAAAUUCCAAAAUGAAUAAUAAAAAUGACAAUCAUGUAAAUGAUAAAUAUAUAUAUUAUAUUUAUAAUCAUAAUUCA